This is a messenger RNA of Drosophila busckii, 2656 nucleotides long. RefSeq names its product protein MTO1 homolog, mitochondrial. Gene Ontology annotation, cellular component: cytosol. Bases 65 to 2059 code for a protein of 664 amino acids. NCBI's taxonomy places the organism in Eukaryota, Metazoa, Arthropoda, Insecta, Diptera, Drosophilidae. The record is from RefSeq and is a predicted model, not a curated record. The transcript has a single exon. Gene Ontology annotation, molecular function: flavin adenine dinucleotide binding. Gene Ontology annotation, biological process: tRNA wobble uridine modification; tRNA methylation.
UAUACCGAUAUGCUAUCGGCAGCCGCAAAAAACAGCUGUUUUAGUACAAAUAAAAUAAAUAAAAAUGCUGCGACAGCGAAGCUGUAUACUUAAAGGAUUGCUUAAACAUAGGAAACAUUUUUGUACAGUUCAAGCUGAUCCACACAGGGAUAUCUUUGAUGUAGUUGUCAUCGGUGGUGGACAUGCUGGAACGGAGGCAUCUGCAGCAGCGGCCCGCAUGGGUGCACGCACGCUACUGCUGACACAUAAGCUGGAAACGAUUGGCGAAAUGUCGUGCAAUCCUUCGUUUGGGGGCAUAGGAAAAGGACAUUUAAUGCGCGAAAUCGACGCGUUAGAUGGUCUUUGUGCUCGUUGCUGUGACUUGUCAGGAGUUCAUUACAAAGUACUAAACAAGCGUCGCGGUCCAGCAGUUUGGGGACCAAGAGCCCAGAUUGACCGACAGCUGUAUAAGAAGACGGUACAGCAUGAAAUGUUCAACACCGUCAACUUGGAGAUACGCGCAGCAGCUGUAGAUAACCUAUUGAUUGAAAAGGAUGAAAAUAGUGCCAGUGGCACACGCUGUGCAGGAGUAAUACUUGCUAAUGGAGAUACGGUGUUCAGCAAAUCUGUGGUACUCACUACAGGCACGUUCUUGCGUGCACAUAUUAACAUCGGUUUGGAUGUACGGCCAGCAGGACGUAUAGGUGAUGCACCUGCCAAAGCACUCGGCGAGGCUAUUGACCGUCUGGGCUUCCGCAUGGGUCGACUUAAGACUGGUACACCGCCUCGCAUUGCAAAGUCUAGUGUGGACUAUAAGCAGAUGGAAACGCACGAUGGUGACAUUCCGCCUGUGCCUUUCUCAUUUAUGAACCAAGAUGUUUGGCUGCCCGCCUCAGAGCAAUUACCUUGUCACCUGACCUAUACAACUCCGCAAGUCAACGAGAUUGUGCGCAACAACCUGCAUGUAAAUCGUCAUGUUACGGAGGAAAUUACUGGUCCGCGCUACUGCCCUUCAAUUGAGUCAAAAGUGCUGCGCUUUGGAGAAAGAACACACCAAGUAUGGAUUGAGCCAGAGGGCUUUGACAGCACGUUGUGUUAUCCCCAGGGAAUCUCGUGUACUUUACCACUGCCGCAACAAGUUGAAUUGGUUCAUGCUAUUAAAGGCUUGGAGAACGCCGAAAUUGUUCAGCCUGGUUAUGGAGUUGAGUACGAUUUCAUAGAUCCCAGGGAGCUGUAUGCCACGCUGGAGACAAAACGUGUGGCUGGACUAUAUUUUGCCGGUCAAAUUAACGGUACCACAGGCUAUGAAGAGGCAGCUGCUCAAGGUAUAAUUGCAGGAGCCAAUGCUGCUGGCAAGUCAUAUCAUCCAGAUGGCCGGCAAAUGAAUAUUAGUCGUACUGAAGGCUAUAUUGGCGUGCUAAUCGAUGAUCUGACUUCACUGGGCACCAAUGAGCCCUAUCGUAUGUUUACCAGUCGGGCGGAGUUCCGUUUGUCGUUACGUCCGGAUAAUGCCGACAUGCGUCUUACGAGAAAAGGCUAUGAGUUUGGUUUAGUGAGCUCAAAGCGAUACUCACACUUUGAACAAACGGAGCGCAAGUUAAAUGCCGGCAUCGAAGCUCUCAGAGGUCUGCAGAAGCACAGCAAUUACUGGAGACAGGCUCUCUCCUUGCCACAGGCAAAGGCUUCAGUGCAGAAAUCUGCUUUUGAUAUGCUCGGUGUGCCGUCGGACAAUAUUACAAUAGAGCAAUUAAUCAAGCUAUGCCCUAAGGAACUAAGUUGGCUGCAGGAAGACCGCGAACUAGCGUCACGACUGAAAAUAGAGGCACUCUAUACACACUUUGUAGAUGAACAGCAGCGAGAUGUGGACGAUGUGCGUCGCGAAGAACGUCUAAGUAUUCCCGCUGGCAUUGACUACUUUUCCAAAUCACUAAGCUUGUCUAACGAAGAGAGACAAAAAUUGACAUUAAUACAGCCACAAACUAUUGCAGCCGCCAGUCGCAUUCAGGGUGUGACCCCCUCGACGAUUGUAAGAAUACUGAAGUAUGUUAAGAAGGGAGAUGUUACUGUUGCUCCAGCUUAAAGCUUAAGUAAUAGUAUUAAAGGGAGGCUAUUGUAAAUUUAAUAAAUAUGCUUGUUCGACUGUUAACAAAAAUCAUGCGCAUGGACUUAAAACUUGAUUCAAAUAGAGCACUAAGGAAAAUUUGUAAAACUAAUUUAGUUGUAACACGUGAUUAUAUUAUUAAAGAUUGUACGAGGGCCUAAAACAUAACUACCUCUUGAUAUAUAAUUUAUGUUUGCGAUACUUGCGAAGCCAAAAAUAUAACAUUAAGUGAAGGUUCUCUUAUGUAAAGUUUAUUUAAGAAAAUCAUAAAUGCCUUAUGCGAUGCUCCAAAAGAUUGUUUUGACUUUCUAUUUAAGUAGACGUCACAUUAAUUUCGCGGCUCUCUUAAUUGCAUAUUGUUUUCAUAGUUUUCUUUUCAUAGUUUUAUACAUUGAAUUCAUUUUAGAGUGUUUGCUUAGGUUGCUUGAAUUUUAAUUCGUAAACAAUUUAACGGUUUUGGUUAUUUUUGCUCAAAAUAUGAUGCAUUACGAUUUCUAUGUGGGAAUUCGUUUUUGUUUAACUUACAAAUUAUGUUUGUAUCAUAUAUUUUGUAUUAACUUCUGUUAUACACACACA